Rhea pennata is the source of this 3925-nucleotide messenger RNA. RefSeq names its product solute carrier family 9 member A7 (gene SLC9A7). Gene Ontology annotation, biological process: regulation of intracellular pH; potassium ion transmembrane transport; sodium ion import across plasma membrane. The record is from RefSeq and is a predicted model, not a curated record. Bases 121 to 2232 code for a protein of 703 amino acids. Gene Ontology annotation, cellular component: plasma membrane; recycling endosome. The transcript is spliced from 17 exons. Gene Ontology annotation, molecular function: potassium:proton antiporter activity; sodium:proton antiporter activity. Lineage: Eukaryota; Metazoa; Chordata; Aves; Rheiformes; Rheidae.
UUGAUUGAGCUGGGGGGGAGGGGGCGGGUUCCUGCGCACUGGAGCUGCCCGCUCCGUCCCUCCCUCCCUCGCUGCCAGGCGGGCAGCGGCAGGGAGGCAGGCAGGCGGCCGGCCGGAGCCAUGGCUCUGCCCGUGCGCCGCCGGCUGCCAGUGCUGUCGCUCCUGCUGCUGGAAGCCGGCGGGCUGCGGGCGGCGGAGCGGAGCAGCAGCGCCAUGGAGGAGAUCGCCACGGAGAAGGAGGCGGAGGAGAGCCACCGGCAGGACAGCGUGAGCCUCCUCACCUUCAUCCUGCUCCUCACGCUCACCAUCCUCACCAUCUGGCUCUUCAAGCACCGCCGCGUCCGCUUCCUCCACGAGACCGGCCUGGCUAUGAUCUACGGACUCAUUGUUGGGGUAAUUUUGAGAUAUGGAACUCCUUCUACCAGUGGCCGUGAUAAGCCGUUCAGCUGCUCACAAGAGAAUCGGCCAUUCACAACCCUGCUGGUCAAUGUCAGUGGAAAGUUCUUUGAAUAUACCCUCAAAGGGGAAAUAAGCCCUGGAAAGAUCCACAAUGUGGAGCAAAAUGACAUGUUGCGAAAGGUAACGUUCGAUCCAGAAGUUUUUUUCAACAUUCUGUUGCCUCCUAUUAUUUUUCAUGCUGGUUAUAGCCUGAAGAAGAGACACUUUUUCAGGAAUUUGGGCUCCAUUCUGGCUUAUGCCUUUUUAGGAACAGCAGUUUCUUGUUUUAUCAUUGGGAAUCUCAUGUAUGGUGUUGUGAAAUUAAUGAAGUUGGUGGGACAGCUAUCUGAUAAAUUCUACUAUACAGACUGCCUCCUUUUUGGAGCAAUAAUAUCUGCCACUGAUCCAGUUACUGUGCUUGCAAUAUUUAAUGAGCUACAUGCUGAUGUCGAUCUCUAUGCCCUUCUGUUUGGGGAGAGUGUGUUGAAUGAUGCUGUUGCCAUUGUGUUAUCUUCAUCUAUAGUUGCCUACCAGCCAACAGGUGAAAAUACCCAUGCUUUUGAUGCAGCAGCGUUUUUCAAAUCAGUUGGUGUUUUCCUGGGAAUAUUCAGUGGCUCUUUCAUGAUGGGAGCAGUGACAGGGGUUGUGACGGCUCUGGUGACCAAGUUUACCAAGUUGCACUGCUUCCCCCUGCUGGAAACAGCUCUCUUUUUCCUGAUGUCCUGGAGCACUUUCUUGCUAGCAGAAGCUUGCGGAUUUACUGGUGUAGUAGCUGUCCUCUUCUGUGGAAUUACCCAGGCACAUUAUACAUACAAUAACUUGUCAGUUGAAUCAAGAAGUCGCACUAAGCAGCUCUUUGAGGUAUUGCACUUCCUGGCUGAGAACUUCAUAUUUUCGUAUAUGGGUUUGGCGCUGUUUACUUUUCAGAAGCACAUAUUCAGCCCAGUUUUCAUCGUUGGAGCUUUUGUUGCAAUCUUUCUGGGCAGAGCUGCACACAUCUACCCUCUUUCCUUCUUACUGAAUCUGGGCAGAAGGCAUAAGAUCAGCUGGAGCUUUCAGCACAUGAUGAUGUUUUCAGGUCUCCGGGGAGCUAUGGCAUUUGCUCUGGCCAUACGAGAUACUGCUACUUACUCACAUCAAAUGAUGUUCUCAACGACUCUCCUUAUCGUCUUUUUCACCGUCUGGAUUGUUGGUGGAGGCACAACUCCCAUGCUUUCAUGGCUGAACAUCAGAGUUGGUGACCAUGUUCCAUCGGUGGAAGAGAUGAAUGAAAGCCGCUGGCUGUAUUUCAGAGUUGGAGUUGACCCAGAUCAGGAUCCUCCACCUACUAAUGACAGCUUUCAAGUCUUACAAGGAGAUGGCCCAGAUUCUGAAAGAAGGAACAGGAUGAAGCAGGAAAGUGCUUGGCUCUUCAGACUAUGGUAUAGCUUUGACCAUAAUUAUUUAAAGCCAAUUCUCACUCACAGUGGCCCUCCGCUAACCACAACUUUACCAAGCUGGUGUGGUCUGAUAGCUCGCUGUCUGACAAGUCCUCAGGUUUAUGAUAAUCAAGAACAACUUAGAGAAGAGGAUUCUGAUUUUAUUCUGAAUGACGGCGACCUUACCGUGACAUACGGUGAUACAACAAUAACUGCUAAUGGUUCUUCUGGCCCCCAUACAGCUACCACUAGCCUUGAUGGCAGGAGAACAAAAAGUAGUUCAGAGGAAGCGCUGGAACGUGAUUUGGGAGCAGCAGAUCAUGAAGUUACAAGCAGGGGCACCCGGCUAGUGUUUCCUCUGGAAGACAAUGCAUGAUUACUGACUCAGUAAAAACAACUCUUGCUCUGUGGAUGGAUCAAGGAAGACUGCAGGCCACUGUGUCACUUGAGGUGGGGAUGUUUAUUUAAACAAGUUAACACGUUUAAGUGGUUCUAUUAUGGUCUGAAGAUGUCAAACUUGACCUGUUUUUUUAAUCAAGACGUUAACAGUGGGGUUUUCUAAAUGUCUUGAAAAUAGACAAAUGUGGAAUCUGGUCAUUCCCCUCUCAAGCCACAUACCGAAUCUAAGUACACGUAGCAUGCUGCAAUUGUCUUGUUCAGGUGCAGCAGCAACUCUCUCUGGGAGGAGGUAUGUGAAAACCCUGUCACAGAACUGAGCUUGUCUUGGUUUAGCUUGGGAAUGCUGGAGAAGAAAUAUAAACAAGAUUAUUAUUAUGAGAUAAAAAGGGAUGUGUGCGUAUUAUCUGAGUGUGGAGAGAUGCACUGUUAAUUUCUCUAGUGAGCUUGAGGAAACUAGACAUAAAAUGGGACAGUAUGCUUUAGGACUACAGAGGCAUGAAUGUGACACUGUGGGGAAUCUGUUACUGCAAGCUACCCUUAAUGUAUUUCAGAGAAAAAAAAGGGAAAAUAGAUUUCUUCACUAGCCAUGUGUUCAAACAGGAAGGCAAUGAGAGCUGUUUGUCCCUUUAACUUUGGACAAUGUGACUAUUACUAUUAGCCUAACUUGUAGUGCCUCAAAGGAAAAGCAUCCAACUUCUUGUGGUCUAAUUCUUACCUGACCUGACACAAGCGUGCAGCCAGGCUGUUUUGGGUAGAAAUAAAGAGGCAAAACUUUCUCUUCCCUAAGGCUGUUAAAAUCAGAUGGAGACAGCUGGAAACUUGUCUUGGACUUGGGAGAAAACAGCUGAUGAUAAUUAUUAAAAACAAAAACAAAACAGUAUUGAACUUGCAUGAAACCAUAAGGUUUCGUAUUUCUCAGAACAAUACAUAGACUCUGCUUACAGUUUUUGUGUGAUAAACAGAAAACAUUUAAUUAAAAGGACAAACAAAUACUACUGACUUUACCAUUUGUGAUUAUUCUAAAAGAAAGGUGUUUAUUCUUGUCCUCUUUUGCAGAGUAGAUGUGAAACUUCAGUGGGGCACUGCACAAGAAUAUUUAAGCUGCAAAAGUGACAAAAUGUAGUAUCAUCUCAAAUGUGAAAAGAAAAAUAUCUUUGCCUAGUAUUUAGCCCAUUUAAAUGUAGGCUAGCUUUAACUUACUGCUAAAUGCUUUCUAAUUUCCAUAUCAGGAGAUAUCAUUGUCUUUGCCAAUAGCUGAAAACUGUUACGCUUUGAAUAGCAGUUCAGCUAUUUAAAGCAUGCUAAAAUGGGGUUUCAUUCUCAUGUCUCAAUGUUUUUUUAAUAGUUUUGUGGCCCACUAAUGUAAUGUAAUAUCAGUUUGUCAAAAAAGCGUGUUUUUCUUGCUGCCAUUUCAGUUGUUUCUCUCAUAAAAUUGUGUGUGAGUAAAUAUCCACUGUUUCUCCUUAACUAUUAAAUGUAAUAAUGGGAUAACUUGAGUAUCACAACUUACUGCUGCAGAGAAACAUUGCUGUCAUAUUGUCGAGUUUGCUUUCUUUCAAAUGUAUUUUCUAACGACAGUGAUCUACCUCCUUGUCUGUCCCUCCAAGGUAAUGUUUGAAAAGGAUAUUGAUCUGUAAUGACUGUCUAACCUAUAAAGAGACAACAAGAGA